Messenger RNA from Galleria mellonella (greater wax moth), 1748 nucleotides. RefSeq lists its product as uncharacterized. The coding region runs from base 181 to 936 and encodes 251 amino acids. The transcript has a single exon. The record is from RefSeq and is a predicted model, not a curated record. NCBI's taxonomy places the organism in Eukaryota, Metazoa, Arthropoda, Insecta, Lepidoptera, Pyralidae.
GCUGUGAAACACUAACAAGUCACGAUUUUUGCUCUUAUUUUUUACUAAUUUUUUAUUUAUAAAUGUUACAUAAUUUAAUUAUCUUUUAUGUUCACAAUUUAAGUACAGUAGUUAUCUACCUGCUAUAGUGUUAUCUCCUUUCCUAUUUCACUAUUUAAUUAGUUAAAUUCUUAUUCUAUUAUGGAGUCUGUACAGCAGUCAUUGGAACAGUUGAUGGCGCACUUUGACACAAGGAUGGCGGCUUUUCAGAGCAACCUAGAUAAGGCCAGCACUGCUCCAGUCACUUUGAGCACACUGUCUUCGGAUUUUGCACAAUUCAAGACUCUUAUGACGGAAUCAUUAAUAAGCCUUCAACAGCAGGUGCAUGUUCUUGCACAGCAACAGGAUCGCCUAGAGAUGCACAAUCGUCGCAAAAUUUUAUUGCUACAUGGAGUUCGUGUCGAUGAUGAGGGUGACUUGACGACGGUGGUCUCCGGCAUUCUCACUGAGAGGCUUAAGGUGCCCGUUUCACCAGAUAACAUAAGCCGUACUCAUCGAAUGGGCGGCUUAUCUCAAGGGAAACUCCGGCCUAUUCUGGUCAAAUUUCGUCGUACAGAGGUGAGAAAUAGUGUCUGGUCUGCGAAGACUGCACUUAAAAACAGUGGCAUUACACUGUCUGAAUUUCUGACUAAAACGAGGCACGACAUCUUUAUGAAAGCACGGAAACACUUUGGUGUCACGAAAUGCUGGACACGAAAUGGCGUCGUGGUGAUCAUUGGUCCUGAUGGUAAGAGGCAUCGAGUCAGUUCCAUUGCCGAAGUUAGUCAGCUUAUCAACGUUUUGCCGAUUUCUGCUGGGGGCGUUGUUUCCAUAUCCACAAACACCUCGGUCGCCUUGAAGACGUCGGAUUCGGCUGGUGCAGGUUCUUCGCGUUCUAAACGUGUUGUGAAGAAGUGAGCUGUUUUGUAUGAACUAGUGUGAUGGUUUUGGUGGCAAUAUUAAUUUUUGUGGGUAUGUAACAUUCGCUUUUUUUCUUCAAAUUUGUAAAGGUUAAUGCUUUAUUAAUUAUUGUUUUUUUAGAAUAGGUAUGCAAAUAAAAUAACUACAUUUGCCAUUAUAUUAUGAUAUUUUUAUUUUAUAACAACGACACUAACUUAGUUAUAACAAAUUAGACUGGCAUUUUUAUUAAUGUUCCUUAACAUGGAUAGGUGAUACCCACAUAUAAUUCUUAAUGUAAAUAUGUGUGUGUGUUUGUUUAUGUGUGUAUAUGUAGGUAUAGAUAUUUUUACUGAUAUGUUUUACAGCUCUGGAUGUUAGGCCUUUUAAGCUCAAUUAGAUUUGUAAGUUUUAAUGUUGCCACCAAAAACGAAACCAAAUGUUUUAUGCUUUACGAUUGUUGUUGUUAUUAUUAUUGUUUUUUUUAGUGCAGACUCUCUUUGUUCAAUUCAAAUGAUAUUAUUUUUGUAUUUUUCAAUUUUACAAUUAGUCCACUACUGGCAGGUAGAUGCAUUGAAGUUUUAUCUGUUUGUAUAAAGAUAUUUUUGUUUUGGAUUUAUAUAUAUAUAUAUAUUUUAGUAUUAUUUUGUACACAAACAUACAUGGUUUUAGAUUCCGAUUCUGAUGAAUUAUUUCAUUCAGUUUCUUCUUCCUCUAGCGAUGAAAGUUUCCGUAGUUUGCCUAUUCCUUUAGAAGAAAUAUUAAAGACUACAUUCUCUUCUUCCACUAAAAACUUUAAUACCGUCCACAUAAACGCCCAAAGUAUUCCUGCA